Messenger RNA from Colossoma macropomum (tambaqui), 3439 nucleotides. Its product is annotated as NACHT, LRR and PYD domains-containing protein 3-like. The record is from RefSeq and is a predicted model, not a curated record. Gene Ontology annotation, molecular function: protein binding. Bases 236 to 3433 code for a protein of 1065 amino acids. The transcript is spliced from 9 exons. NCBI's taxonomy places the organism in Eukaryota, Metazoa, Chordata, Actinopteri, Characiformes, Serrasalmidae.
AGCACUGAAGUCUCUCUGACAGAUCAGAGGAGUUUUUAAAGUUAUGUAGUUUUAGAGUAAUAUGUUUAUUUGACAGAGCUGCUGGGUUGUUUAUUGCAUUCUCUAUCCAUUUGCAAGAAAUGUAAGCCUUCAGAACUGAAAGACUAAAGACUCUGGAGUGAUGCCAUAACUACUUACAGCAGAAUCAUUCAGUGCACUUCAACCUACUGUCCUUCAUCAUGUCCAGUGAUGCAAGAUGGUAAACAUUAGACCAAUGUUGCUGAAUAUACUUCAGAAUUUGUUGGAAGAGGACCUGAAAUCAUUUCAGUGGUACCUAAGCAAUGGUGUGGAAGGUUUCACUCAUAUUCCAAGGGCUCAGCUAGAAAAGGCAGACAGACAUGAUAUUGUGGAUAAGAUGGUGCAGAGCUACGGCUAUAAUGGAGCAGUGGAGAUCACACAGGCCAUCCUGAAGAAAAUAAACCAGAACCAACUGGCUGUGGAACUCAGAACCAAACACAAAGAAAAUGUAACUGAUAAGAACCCAGAAACCUGCCUGAGUACAGCUCAGAAUGGAGAAUCAGCUUUGCAACGCACCCAGUUGAUGGCCAUCCUGAAAGAGACAUAUGAACGUAUACUGAUUGGAAAUUCACUGACAGGACACAAGAAGUUCUUAGAAGAUAUCUACACUGAUCUGAUUAUAGUGCAGGAUGAGAGUGGAGGAGUCAUUCGUGAGCAUGAAGUGAUGCAAAUUGAAAUGCCUUCCUGUACUGAUGAGGAAAUUUGUAUCAAAUGCAGUGAUCUUUUCAAAAUCCAGUCUGAUACCAAUCGAUGCAAUAGAAAAGUACUGACAUCAGGAAUUGCAGGAGUGGGCAAAACUGUGUCGGUCAACAAAUUCAUACUUGACUGGGCAAAAGGAAAGGAGAACCAAAACUUGCACUUCAUUUUCCCUCUCCCCUUUCGAGAAUUGAAUCUGAAGAAGGAUAAGAAGUUUAGCUUGAUUGAAUUACUAAAUCAAUGUUUUUUCACUUCAAAAACUGCAAUAAAGUCUCUUCCAGAGGAUAAUGGUAAAGUUUUGUUUAUUUUUGAUGGGCUUGAUGAAUGCCGCUUUCCUCUUUGCUUUGAGGGUGGAGAGGAAGUAAAAGAUGUCAAUGAGAAGACCUCAGUGGGCUCAUUGAUCACAAAUCUUCUUCAGAAACAUCUGCUUCCCUUUGCGCUCAUUUGGGUAACUUGCCGACCAGCAGCAGCCCAUCUGAUUCCCCGGGACUAUAUUGACCUGGUGACAGAAGUGCGAGGAUUCAAAGAUGAACAAAAGGAGGGAUAUUUCAGCAAAUACUGUAAUGAAGAUGUGGCAUUUAAAAUAGUCUCACACAUCAAGAAAUCAAGGAGCCUCUACAUCAUGUGUCAAAUACCAGUCUUCUGCUGGAUCUCUGCCACAGUGCUUCAGCCACUGAUGGCUCAAGAGAGUAACAAGGACAUCCCCACAACCCUGACAGGAAUGUAUCUAAGCUUUCUGUUACAGCAGAAAAAUGUAAUGAAAAAGAAAUACCCUGAGGAGACUGCAAAAACUGUUAAUGUUGAGCACAUUAUUUUGAAGCUUGGAAAACUGGCCUUCCUUAAUCUUGAGCAGGGCACUCUGAUGUUCUAUAAGGAUGACCUUCAGAAAUGUGGCAUUGAUGUCAGUGAUGGCACAGUGUUCUCAGGAGUGUGCACACAAAUUUUCAGUCAGCAGAAAGGAGUUUCUGAAAGGAAUAUUUUCAGCUUUGUCCAUCUGACUGUCCAGGAAAGCCUUGCUGCUCUGUAUGUUCAUCACUCACACUGCAACAACCGAAGGAAUUCAUUCAGAAAGAAGACACUUGGUAACAAACUUACAUGGAGGAUGAAGAAUCUAACAGAUCUUCAUAAAUGUGCAGUGGACAGGGCUUUGCAGAGUGAAAAUGGACACCUGGAUCUUUUCCUUCGCUUCCUCAUUGGCAUCUCACUGAAGUCCCAUCAGAGUGACUUAAAUGAACUUCUUCCAAGCCUAAAGUUGAAAAGUGAGAGUGUCAGUGACACAGCUGACUACAUUAAGAAGAAACUGAGUGAGCAAGUAUCUUUUGACAGAAGCUUGAAUCUCAUCCAUUGCCUGAGUGAACUGAAUGACAACUCCCUGAUGACUGAAAUCCAGAACUACCUGAACUCAGGUGAUCUCUCCACACAGAGACUCUCAUCUACACAGUGGUCAGCUCUGGUUUUUGUGCUGCUGAUGUCAGAGGAAACUCAGGAGAAGUUUGAACUGAAGAAAUACAUACCGUCAGAUGAAGGACUGAGAAGACUCCUGCCUGUGGUGAAAAACACAAGACAAGCUCUGUUGGAUGACUGCAACCUCAACAAAGACAGCUGUGAAGCACUGGCUUCAGUUUUCAGUUCUGAUUCAUCUUUGAAAGAGCUGGACCUCAGUAACAAUGACCUGAAGGAUUCAGGAGUGGAGCUGCUUUCUGCUGGACUGAAGAGGUCACCCUGUAAACUGGAGACACUCAGACUAGCUAUCUGUAAUCUUCAGGCAAAAGCUUGUGAAAAUCUGGGAUCAGCUCUGCAAACAGUAAACGCGUCUCUGAAAAAACUGGAUCUCAGUAACAAUGACCUGCUGGAUUCAGGAGUGAAGCUCCUCUCUGCUGGACUGAAGAAUUUGCAUUGUAAACUGGAGUCACUCAGAUUAUCUGGUUGUAUGGUUACAGAUGAAGGUUGUUCUUCUCUGGCCUCAGCUCUGAAAUCAAACCCCCUCCACCUGAGAGAACUCGAUCUGACCUAUAAUAACCCAAGAGAGUCUGGUGUGAAGCUGCUCUCUGAUCUACUAGAGGAUCCACACUGCACCCUGAAGAAACUACAGGUGGAGCAUGGAGGAAAGAACAGGAUGAAACCAGGACUGAAGAAAUAUGCCUGUGAACUCACUCUGGACAUAAACACAGCAAAUACACACCUCUCUUUGUCUGAGGGGAACAGAAAAGUGGAAUGGGUGGAGGAGAAGCAGCCAUAUCCUGCUCAUCCAGAGAGAUUUGAGUACUAUCAACAGGUUCUGAGUGUGGAGAGUCAGUCUGAACGCUGUUACUGGGAGGUUGAUUGCAGUGGGAGGGGGGCUGUUGUAGCCAUGGCAUACAGAAAGAUCACCAGGAAAGAAGACAAUAAGAAUUGUUUAAUUGGAUUUAAUAAUCAGUCCUGGAGUCUGAGCUGCUUUAAUGACAGCUACAUUGUCUGGCACAACUAUAAGAUUACUACUGUACCUGCUCCCCCCUCUCACAACCGUAGAAUAGGAGUAUAUUUGGACUGGGGGGCCGGCACUCUGUCCUUCUACGGCAUCUCACUUAACACACAUACACUGACCCACCUACACACACUCCACUCCACAUUCACUGAGCCCCUCUAUGCAGGGUUUAGGGUUGGUCCUCACUCCUCAGUGUGUGUAUGUAAGAUGGAAUAAUCUUUC